AUGGAGCUCACACGAGUCACGGUGGUCGGCUGGCACCUGAGGCCCAUCUACGAGAAGCUCGCAAAGCCGCGGGGACAGAUUCUGGACUACAACACGCGGUUCAGCGGCCUGACAGAAGAGGACAUGGUGGGCGUGAAGACAAAUCUAAGGGAUGUCCAGGCUGCCCUGCUGGCCCGUUUUUCGGCCGACACAAUCUUCUUGGGCCACAGUCUCGACUCGGACUUGCGCGCCCUGCUGCUGAUUCACGAGACCAUCGUCGACACGGCCGCCGUGUUCCCCCACCGAUGGGGACUCUCUUACAAACGAGCCCUGCGUACCCUCAUGGCCGAACACCUCAGCAAGAUCAACCAGAAUGGAGGUGAUUGA
Molecule: messenger RNA, 366 nt
Organism: Rhipicephalus microplus (southern cattle tick)
Lineage: Eukaryota; Metazoa; Arthropoda; Arachnida; Ixodida; Ixodidae
Product: putative exonuclease GOR
Cellular component (GO): nucleus
Molecular function (GO): nucleic acid binding; exonuclease activity
Source: RefSeq, a predicted model, not a curated record